GCUCUUGGGAAAGACAGAAGUGUGAAGGAGAAGAACUUUUCUGAUGUUCUGAAGGCUCCAGAUGAUACCUAUGAACCAUCAAAGAGGGGUCAACCAACUAAUAAAACAAUUCUUGUAGAAAACUUACACGUUAUUAUAGCAAAGAUGGCUGCUUCUGAAAAUUCUGGCUUUAAACAAGAAUACAGAGAAAUUCCAAAAGGAGAACUUCAUCCUUGCGAAGAAGGCAAAAAACCAGAGAACAAACUACGAAAUAGAUACACAACCACAUUCCCUUAUGACCAUUCUCGAGUUGUACUAAAGACCUCAUCAGCUAAUGAAGGAGAUUAUAUCAAUGCUAAUUAUCUCGAAGAUGCAUUUGGAAAACGAUCGUACAUUGCUACACAAGGUCCCAAACCAAAGACAAUUCCUGAUUUUUGGAAAAUGAUAUGGCAAGAGAAUGUGUCCAUCAUCGUUUGCUUGACCAAUCUUAAAGAAGGGGAUAAGACAAAAUGUGCACAAUAUUGGCCAAGCACCAAAGAUAAACUGAUUGGUGAUGUUCUUGUAAAAAAUAUAGAAGAAAAAUGUCAUGCUAAUUACACAAUAAGGCGAUUCAAAAUCAACAAACGUGUGGAAAAAACAACUAGGGAAGUUGUUAUGUUUCACUACACAAGAUGGCCAGACCACGGGGUUCCUGCCCCACUCAGUCUUGUUAUAUUCCAUCGUCACGUGAUGAGAGUAUCUUCACAACACCCUGCAAAAUAUACUGUGGUACACUGCAGCGCGGGGAUUGGUAGAACCGGAACUUGCAUUGCUUUAGACGCCCUCUACCGGGAAGGGGAGAGAAAUGGGAAAGUCAAUGUACCGAUGUAUGUCAGGACCAUGAGAAAAGACAGAAUGAACAUGAUACAAGGCGACGAUCAAUAUAAGGCAGUGUACCUUGCUCUUUGUGAAUCAUUCAAUGGGAAAUCUAGAUGCCUUACAACAGAGUCAUUUGUACGAGAGCUACAAGAACAGUCCUGUUACACCAACUGUGGAGAAUUGGCAACAAAAUCUUCUUUGUCGUCAGAAUUUCAGGAUUUACUGUCCCUUCGAAAGGAAUAUGAACAGAAGGAUUAUGAGACCGGACGCUUAAAUAAAGCUGCCAACUAUACAGACAGCGUUUUGCCACUUGACGAAUUUUUGUGUUAUUUAUCUUAUUCAAAGGGAAGAAACACCUACUACAACGCAGUUACACUUCAGUCCUACACAGAGAACGACAGUCUGAUCAGCGCCCAGUACCCACUUCCUGACUUCACUGAAGACUUCCUCAGACUCAUCAGAGACUUUGAUGCUCGUGUUGUGGUUUUCAUGUGUCCGCUAAAGGAUUUAAAAUCCUCUUCUCUUUGGGUUCCGUCAAAAACUGAACAUAAGACUGUCGGAAACUUUACCAUUAUGCAGGCUAGUUUAACAAAUCAAGCAAAUUUUUCAACAAGAAGCAUUGUGCUUCAGCAAAACGGAUUAAGUGACACAAGGGUAACUGUGCUAGAAUGCAAGACAUGGAAAGAAGGUAAAAAGACAACGGACAAAAGAGCUUUGCUGGAUGUUGUUAAAGAGGCAAAAUCAGGAAAACUCAAUCACGAAGGAAAAAUUAUCGUUUUGUCCAGUGAUGGCGCCACACGUUGUGGGACAUUCUGCGUGGUAUAUAACGCUCUAGAACAACUCUCAAUGGAUCAGGAAGUGGACAUCUUCACCAUCACACGACAACUUCAGAUCCGUAGACCUGAGUUUGUGUCUAACUUGGAGGAGUACCAGCUUUGUUAUGAGGUAGUGGCAGAAUUUAUUCGAAAUGAUUGUGUGUAUGCGAAUUUCUGAACGAAAAAAAUCGUGUGAUCUUCUCAGUGACAGAUGGAUUUGAUCACUUUUUAUAUGCAAUUGCUAUCGUUUGUUCUUGUGAAUUGAUGUCAAACCAUUCCUACACUAUUCGUACAAGAAGUACGAGAACUUGAAAAUAACAACCGUUUAACCACCAAAUGUGCAAUG
This is a messenger RNA of Saccostrea cuccullata (small rock oyster), 1998 nucleotides long. Its product is annotated as receptor-type tyrosine-protein phosphatase alpha-like. Bases 145 to 1830 code for a protein of 561 amino acids. NCBI's taxonomy places the organism in Eukaryota, Metazoa, Mollusca, Bivalvia, Ostreida, Ostreidae. The record is from RefSeq and is a predicted model, not a curated record. Gene Ontology annotation, biological process: protein dephosphorylation. The transcript is spliced from 16 exons. Gene Ontology annotation, molecular function: protein tyrosine phosphatase activity.